Mycena indigotica is the source of this 1488-nucleotide messenger RNA. RefSeq names its product Zn(2)-C6 fungal-type domain-containing protein. The transcript has 8 exons. Bases 16 to 1488 code for a protein of 490 amino acids. NCBI's taxonomy places the organism in Eukaryota, Fungi, Basidiomycota, Agaricomycetes, Agaricales, Mycenaceae. The record is from RefSeq and is a predicted model, not a curated record.
UUGCUCGAUGCCCUGAUGAUUCUGCUCGACGACGACUCGUCGAAACUCUUGCCAUCGACACAGCCAACGCUUCGUUUUCCAGAGCCUGCCGCUGGCCGUUCAUCAUUAUCCCUUCCCGAUUACGAAACCUCACAGGCUCAGCAGCGCCCAGCCACACACCUCCGCAAUCCCUCCAAACUUCCAUUCCCUAGUCACUUUGACUCUCGCUCCCGUUUCUGGCGUGCAAUAUUUUUCGCUCUCGCUAUUUAUGUCUUCCUUACUGUCGUUAUUGGCAUCCCGCUCAUAGUCACAAAAAUCAUUCUUCCGAAAAAGCAAGCCCCUCCAAAUCUGCAGAAUUUGUUUCUGGAAGACAGCGACGCGGCCGGCCCCUUCCUCUUUGGCUCAGACAACAUGGUCAUGGCUGCUUCAUCGAUACAAUGUGAUGCCUGGGAUUCGACGGGAUUCAGCAAUGGGCUCUUCACUGCUUCUGUGCGACGCAGUCUGAGUCCGACUGGGCUGUUCUCAGUCCGUUCCAAUGCGACGGACGAGGUUCUACCUCGGGCUGGUGGUAGUCACAAUUUGACGGUUGCUGUCAAUGCUGAUGCCUCCGAGACGCAUGUCCUGAUGGACUUGACUCUCUCAGCGUCCAGCUUGCAACUCCGAAAGGCGGCGCAUUUUUGUUUUUCGCCAACAGGUACUAACAGGGGCUAUUCAAUCUACAUGCCCCAAAAUAUACCUCUCUCGGACUAUCUGGCGUUUGACAUCCGCGUACUGUUCCCCCAAUCUUCCCAACUCCUCACGCCCACGGAUAUGAUUACCUACCUUCCCAUGUUCCACCAGGUCAUAGGGCCUCUCAGUCCCCACGUCAGGAUAGCCAACAUUAACAUAGCAGGCGCUGGUGUCGAUAUUGAUUGCGAUAAUCUCCAAGCAGAUAAAAUUGCUGUGAAGACCUCUUUCGCGGCAAUAAAGGGAACGUUCAGUGUAUCCCAAUCCCUGGCGUUGGACAACAUUGAAGGUCCCAUCUACACGAAUGUGACGCUCGUCAAUGAUCCAACGUCUGGGCUGGCCACCUAUAUCAAGGCUGACACUGGUAAUAGUGAUUUGAAUGUCAAUAUUACCAUGGCCAGCACGUCUAGCGGGCGGACUCCGCAUUACAAUAGCAACUUACGAACGUUCAACGGUUCGUUGGCCGUAACGAUGACACACGAAAAUUCGACGCCGCCAGCAGUAGUACAACUCCAGGUCACGAAUAAUCAGGCCCCCACCAAAAUCUCGCUCGACUCGAGAUUUUCGGGGGCAUACGACCUGCGUUCAAAGUUGGCGGCGGUACGGAUCAAACAUCCACACAUGCCCUCAGACUGGCAUGUUUAUACCGACACCAAUUCGACCUCGACAGUGCGGGGUUGGGCUGGAUGGGGCAUGCGGCCUACUGAUCCAAAUCCGAGUUCGGAUGGAAAGGUGACUGCUGUCUCCUCACUGAGUCCCAUAGUGCUCCAGUUAGGAACUUGA